GUCAGCUGUUUGCAUGUAAAACUACAACUUGUCUUGGUGUACCGUAACCGAAUGUCUAUCACAAGUUCAUUCCCUGACCAUAUCCCCAGCACCAUCGGUUAUCUCUUCUCACCAAAAGUCACCAAUACCGACGGAACGACACGUGACAACUUCUACUUCCAAACUAUCUUUCUAGACGAAGUUGUCUCGAUAGAGGAAGUUCGGGCCAAAGAUUACCAGCUCGGUGGUCGACCUCCUUCGUAUCCGCCGAAACCAGAAUUUUGUGGGGUUUCCUUAGCCCCCGAGCAACGUAGUCUGUUUGACAUCGAAGAAGAACACUCCCCACCUUCACAUCCGAACGAAAUAAAAGAGUCCCCCUCCCCACCCCCGCAUUUGAAUGACCUCUGGUACGAUGAUGGGAGCGUUGUCUUGAAAGCUGGAGAUGAUUUCUUCCGUGUGCAUGGAUCUAUUCUAAGCCAAAAAUCUUCUGUUUUUGCAACCAUACUUCUUCAAAGUCAGACAGAAAACACAGAAACACAUGAAGGGUGCCCUGUGGUUGCACUGGGCGAUGAUGCUGAAGAGCUCCGGCAGCUUCUCCUUACCAUAUAUGAGAUAUCGUACUUCGAGGACAACGCGCAAUAUUUCGUGUAUUUAUGCGCCGUUCUUCGUCUCAGCACGAAAUAUGAGAUGAAACGAUUGCGUGAUUUAGCACUUCAGCGACUGAAACGUGGCGUUCCAACGACACUUGCAUCUUUCGAUGAUCCUGGAUAUCAGGACGACCGCGCAACCGCGCAAAAACAUGUCCUUGCGGUUAUCAACCUUGCCCGGGAGACCAACUGCUUGGAACUGCUUCCUUGCGCCUAUUACUACUGCUCCCGGUUACCGACAAGUACAAUUUUCGAGGGUAGUGGUGGAGUUAUCCUGGCUUUACCAGAUAUAACCGCUUGCAUCCUCGGCAAAGAACAGCUUCUGAAUAUGCAACGCCAAACGACUCACCCGUUUUUAUACACACUUCCAAAAUCUAAAUUUGGGUCCCGUUGCAAGGAUCAUUGUGGAGGUAAUGAUCGGCUCUUGGAAUAUUUGCAGCGCCAGGAUUUCAGGAGGCCGUGCACGUUGGAGCAAUUCAUUGAUUGGGAGAAAAUAGGGGCGUGCAAAAGCUGUGCCUCCCCACACCAGAGCGCACACACGAAAGGUCGACAAGAAGCAUGGGCACAACUUCCUGGAAUUUUUGGAUUGGAAAGCUGGGAGAAGAUCGUCGCAUAAUUUGAUUCGCGGUUGUUGCAUGUUUCGCGAUGAUACAAAAAACAACUAAUAGCUUGUAAGGUUUUGUUAAUUAGUACUGUAUCAAGUGUAUUGUAUUGUUUCAAAAUUUCAUGUCCAGCGCAGAGUCAAAUAUAACAUUCAUUCAUUCACACU
Molecule: messenger RNA, 1395 nt
Organism: Suillus plorans
Lineage: Eukaryota; Fungi; Basidiomycota; Agaricomycetes; Boletales; Suillaceae
Exons: 3
Coding region: 52-1242 (396 amino acids)
Molecular function (GO): protein binding
Source: RefSeq, a predicted model, not a curated record